This is a messenger RNA of Solenopsis invicta (red fire ant), 1220 nucleotides long. RefSeq names its product mitotic spindle assembly checkpoint protein MAD2A (gene mad2). The transcript has 4 exons. Bases 175 to 849 code for a protein of 224 amino acids. NCBI's taxonomy places the organism in Eukaryota, Metazoa, Arthropoda, Insecta, Hymenoptera, Formicidae. The record is from RefSeq and is a predicted model, not a curated record. Gene Ontology annotation, cellular component: kinetochore; cytoplasm; nucleoplasm. Gene Ontology annotation, biological process: mitotic spindle assembly checkpoint signaling.
UUAACAUUCGGUAAACAACAAAGAUAAAAUGACAUCUGCUCGCACCCGGACGUUCAUUCUGAACGCACCUCUACUAGCCGUUUCUGUUUAAAUUCAUAAUCUGGCGCAAUCCGGUGUUCUCGCGAGACUCUCGUUAAUUUUCCGGCGAACAGCUGUGAUCCGAUAUUCUGCAGCAUGACAGAAACGCAGCAAAAGGCCAAGUGCAUUACUCUGAAAGGUUCCGCCGAGUUGGUCGCGCAAUAUUUGCUCUACGGAGUCAAUAGUAUACUCUAUCAAAGAGGGAUAUAUCCACCGGAGACAUUUCAGCCUUCCGAGCAUUUCGGUCUGUUCAUCUUCACGUCCACGGACGAGAAGAUCACGACCUUCUUAAACACCGUACUGGGGCAGAUCCAGGAGUGGCUCGUCCAGCGCAAAGUGCGUAAAAUCACCCUCGUAAUAACGAAUGUCAAUACGAAGGAGGUGCUGGAGAAGUGGGACUUCAAGGUCGACUAUGAGGACCCAAAGGCAAACGGAACAGAAGGUAGCGUCAGGAACACUGAGUUGUCUGACGUAGGAACAAAGGAUGUGAAAACUAUACAAAAAGAGAUACGCGAAGUUAUACGUCAGAUUACAGGUACGGUGAGCUUUUUGCCUCUCUUAGAUUGUCUGUGCUCGUUCGACAUACUUACGUAUACUGUACCAGACUGUAACAUUCCCAAUCAAUGGGACGAGACUCAACCAGUUUUUAUUGCGAACAGUCAAGAGGUACAACUUAGAUCGUUCUCAACCAGUUUACAUAAAAUGGAAACUGUACAGCAUAUAUGCCAACUACCAUUACCAAAGACUGUUCAAUUAAUUGUUGCUUCAUAGAAAUUGGUGGUUGAGUCACACAACAAGAAUGUCUCAUAUUCAUAAUAUUUUAUAUGUAACAAUAAUAUUGUAACUGACAUGUCCAUUAUUCUUGACAUAUUUUGUACGAAUAUAUUUUUUUUAAACAAAAACUAGCAGAUCUAUUAAAUGCGAGUAGAUCCAAGAGGAAGUGUAGGUAAACACAUUUAAAUACUAUAAAGUCUCUUUAAUAUAAAUUUGAUAUAAAUUAAAAAUCUAAAAAUUAAAUAAGUAUUUUAUUAAAAUAUAUUUUUUACUUUUUUACCUUUUUUUUAGUCUCUAUACUUUAAUUAUAUGUGUAGUACUAAGGCUAUUUUUGUAUAAUGAAAAUAAAGGCUGUGUAGAGAUAGGAA